AUGGCGAGAAAGCUCAGUAUAUUGGAAAUCCUUCUGAUCAUCUUCAAUAUAGUUGUAUUGGCAGUAGACAUCCUUUUAUUGCUUCUUGUGCUGGAGAAUCCUUCAGACAGUUCCUUUACUCCCGAGUGUCCAAACAUCGCUGUGUCAGAAAGGAUAGACUGUGCACCCGGCCAGGUGGUGACAGAGGAUGUUUGCCGAUGGCAGUAUAAAUGCUGCUGGAAUCCAGUGGCAGAUACCAAAGUCCCUGGAUGCUUCUUCCCUAGGAACUGGGGUUAUGAAGUCACCAAUGUCCUUACAAAUACAAGCAAAGGGUUGACUGCUCAAUUGAAAAAAGUUGCAUCUCCAUCUCUUUUUGGAAAUGAUAUCAUUGAUGCCCUCUUGACAGCUGAGUAUCAGACAUCCAAUCGUUUUCACUUUAAGAUCACUGAUUUCAAUGAGAUGCGCUAUGAAGUCCCUCAUGAAAACAUCAACCUCAUGAAUGGGACUGCCGAUGAGUCCGUUUUGAGCUACUAUGUAGAGGUCAUCAAUAAGCCCUUCAGCAUCCGAAUAAUGCGGAAGAGCAACAACAGAGUCUUGUUGGACACAGGCAUUGGGCCUCUCCAGUUUGACCAGCAGUACCUGCAGCUGUCUUUCCGACUGCCCAGUUCCAAUGUGUAUGGGCUGGGGGAACACGUACACCAGCAGUACCUCCACAACAUGAGCUGGAACACCUGGCCCAUCUUCACCAGGGAUGCCCUUCCCACAGAAGGAAUGGCUAAUCUUUAUGGAGCACACACAUUCUUCUUGUGCCUUGAAGAUACCAGUGGGGCUUCUUUGGGAGUUUUUCUGUUGAACAGCAAUGCUAUGGAGGCCACACUUCAACCUGCUCCUGCCAUCACUUACCGCACAACUGGGGGCGUUCUUGACUUUUACAUUUUCCUGGGGAACACGCCAGAGCAAGUAGUUCAGGAGUACCUGGAGGUUGUUGGACGGCCAUUCUUGCCUUCCUACUGGAGCCUUGGUUUCCAGCUCAGCCGCAGGGAUUAUGGUGGCAUUAAUGGGUUGAGACAGGUUGUAGAUCGAAAUCGUGAUGCUGAGAUCCCAUAUGAUGUGCAAUAUUCAGACAUAGACUACAUGGCUGGAAGGAAAGAUUUCACUAUUGAUGAGCAGGCUUACCCUCAGCUCGCAGAGUUUGCUAAGGACCUGCAUGACAAUGGACAGAAAUAUGUAAUUAUUCUGAACCCUGGCAUCUUUAAGGACCCUGACUAUGCGGUCUAUGACAAUGGAAGCAAGAGCAGAGUGUGGAUCAUGAGCUCCAGUGGCUUUGCUGUUGGGGAGGGCUAUCCAGGAGAGUCAGUCUUUCCCGACUUUUCCAAUCCAGCCUCUAUUCUGUGGUGGACCCAGCAGCUCACUCAAUUUUACAAACUUCUGGAGUUUGAUGGUGUGUGGAUUGAAAUGGAUGAACUGUCUACGCUUCUCCAAGGUUCCAACCUCAAGUGCGAAUCCAACAACCUGAACUUCCCUCCUUUCACUCCCAGCAUCCUGAAUGGCUCUCUGUUGGUAGGAACCCUCUGCAUGGACACAGAGUUUUACUCAGGCCUUCACUAUGAUGUCCACAGCCUGUAUGGCUACACCAUGUCAAGAGCCACAGACUUGGCCCUGGGAACUGUCUUCUCUCCCAAGAGGAGCUUCAUCUUAUCACGUUCUACUUUCGCUGGGUCUGGCAAAUUUGCUGCUCAUUGGCUGGGAAACAAUUCAGCCACCUGGGAUGAUCUCCGAUGGUCCAUCCCCAGCAUCCUUGAGUUUAACCUAUUUGGCAUCCCCAUGGUAGGGGCCAACAUCUGUGGCUACAGAAACAAUGUCACAGAGGAACUCUGUAGGAGGUGGAUGCAACUUGGAGCAUUUUACCCACUGUCCAGGAAUCACAAUGGUCCUACAUACAUGGACCAGGACCCCGCUGCCUUUGGCCUUAACUCUAUGCUGUUGGAAUCCUCGAGACAUUAUCUGAACAUCCGUUAUACCUUACUGCCCUAUCUCUACACCCUCUUCUACCGUGCUCACACACUCGGAGAGACAGUAGCAAGGCCCCUCGUACAUGAGUUCUAUCAAGACCCAGCUACAUGGGAGGUGCAUGAACAGUUCUUAUGGGGGCCUGGACUCCUUAUCACACCUGUGUUAUAUGAAGGAAUGGAGCAAGUAAAAGCCUAUAUCCCAGAUGCCAUCUGGUAUGACUAUGAGACAGAACUGGCUAUCCAAUGGAGGAAACAGUUUGUAGACAUGAUACUACCAGGUGACAGGAUAGGGCUUCACCUUCGAGGAGGCUACAUAUUUCCCACCCAGCAGCCAAACAGAACCACAGAGGCCAGCCGGAAGAAUCCCUUGGGACUCAUUGUUGCCUUGGACUAUAAGCGAGAAGCAGAGGGCCAGUUGUACUGGGAUGAUGGUGUGUCUAAAGGCACAGUGGUAGAAAGGAAGUACAUUCUGUAUGAUUUCUCUGUUACAUCUAAUCGUUUACAGGCAAAAAUUCUAAACAAUAAUUAUGUGGAUCCCAAUGACCUCAUGUUUACAGACAUCAGAAUCUUGGGGCUGGACAAAGAGCCAACUGUUCUUAAAGUCUUACUUAAUGGCAAUAUCAUCCCCAUUUCAAGCUACAAGUACAAUGCUUCAGCAAAGGUGUUGGUCAUCAAUAACCUCACAGGUCUGAAACUGGGACAAGAAUUCUCCAUUGAGUGGACUCUUGUAGUCAGUGACCUGGAGAAGUUUAACUGCUUCCCCGAGGAUCCUGCAGUCUCUGAGGAGAACUGCAAGCAGCGGGGGUGCCUCUGGGAGCACACAACUACUCCUGGAGUGCCUACCUGUUUCUACGACACCAUUCCCCAGUAUGCUGCCAGUAACAUUCAGUACCAGCCCACUGGCAUCACCAUGGACCUGGCCCUCCUGGCAGACUCAACAUCUGCCCGGGCAGCAGCAGCUCCAAGCGUUGUCUCUGAUCCUCUUUCUGGAAAGAUCAGCUCUCUUAAACUGAAUGUGACCUACCAUACAGAAAACAUGCUGCAGGUCAAGAUUUAUAGCUCCACUAACAAGAGAUAUGAGGUCCCAGUACCUCUGAACAUCCCUCCUUCACCACUUGGCUCCUCUGAGAACUGCCUGUAUGAUGUCACAGUUAAAACCAACCCAUUUGGACUCCAAAUUAGACGGAAAAGCUCCAGUACUGUGAUUUGGGAUUCUCAACUCCCUGGCUUCACCUUCAGUGAGAUGUUUCUUUCAAUUUCUACUCGCCUUCCAUCUCAGUACAUCUAUGGCUUCGGGGAAACAGAGCAUGAAUCUUUCAGAAGAAAUAUGAGUUGGAACACGUGGGGAAUGUUUGCUCGGGAUGAGCCACCAGCGUACAAGAAGAAUUCCUAUGGUGUUCACCCUUACUAUAUGGCAUUGGAAGAGGAUGGCAGUGCUACUGGAGUGCUCUUGUUGAACAGCAAUGCCAUGGAUGUGACACUCCAGCCUACCCCUGCCCUGACAUAUCGCACCAUAGGAGGGAUUCUGGACUUCUAUAUGGUUCUGGGGCCAACACCUGAACUUGUAACUCAGCAAUACACCCAGCUGAUUGGUCGGCCAGCCAUGACUCCAUACUGGGCCUUAGGUUUCCAGCUGAGUCGCUAUGGAUACCAGAGUGAUGAAGAAAUCGCCAGUUUGUAUGAUGCAAUGGUGGCAGCCCAGAUUCCCUACGACGUCCAGCAUGUAGACAUCGAUUACAUGGACCGGAAGUUGGACUUCACCCUCAGCUCCAGCUUUCAAAAUCUCAGUGUCCUGAUUAAUCAAAUGAAGAAAAAUGGCAUGAGGUUUAUUCUUAUUCUGGACCCAGCCAUUUCUGGCAAUGAGACACACUAUCUAACAUUUACUCGAGGACAGGAAAACAAUGUGUUCAUCAAAUGGCCUGACUCCAAUGACAUUGUCUGGGGCAAGGUUUGGCCAGAUUUGCCCAAUGUAAAUGUGGAUGGAUCCCUUGACCAUGAGACUCAAGUUAAGCUAUACAGGGCCUAUGUUGCUUUUCCCGACUUCUUGCGCUCCAGCACAUCUGCAUGGUGGAAGAAAGAGAUAGAGGAGCUCUAUUCAAAUCCUCGGGAGCCAGGGAAGAGCUUGAAGUUUGAUGGGCUGUGGAUCGAUAUGAAUGAGCCUUCAAACUUCGUGGAUGGAUCUGUCAAUGGCUGCCGCAAUGAAAUUCUCAAUAAACCACCCUACAUGCCAUAUUUGGAAGGCAGGGACAGAGGCCUGAGCAGCAACACACUGUGCAUGGAGAGUGAGCAGAUCCUUCCUGAUGGCUCCCGGGUCCAGCACUAUGAUGUGCAUAGCCUUUAUGGGUGGUCCCAGACCAGACCCACCUAUGAAGCUGUGCAGGAGGUGACAGGAGAGAGAGGGGUCGUCAUCACCCGCUCCACAUUCCCCUCUUCUGGACGCUGGGCAGGACACUGGCUGGGGGACAACACAGCUGCCUGGGACCAGCUGGGGAAAUCCAUCAUUGGCAUGAUGGAGUUCAGUCUCUUUGGAAUACCUUAUACAGGAGCAGACAUCUGUGGGUUCUUUGGAGAUGCUGAGUAUGAGAUGUGUAUCCGCUGGAUGCAACUGGGUGCAUUUUAUCCAUUUUCCAGGAACCACAACAAUGCUGGGACUAGGAGACAAGAUCCUGUGGCCUGGAAUUCAACCUUUGAGGAGUACUCAAGGAGAGUACUGGAGACCAGGUACUCCCUGCUGCCGUAUCUGUACACCCUGAUGCACAAAGCUCACACUGAGGGCAGCACCGUCGUUCGAGCGCUUCUCCAUGAGUUCACAGAUGACAAUAACACCUGGGAUAUAGACCAACAGUUCAUGCUGGGUCCUGCUCUCCUGAUCAGCCCCGUUCUGAAGAGUAACACAUUUGAGAUAUCUGCUUAUUUCCCCAGAGCCCGGUGGUAUGACCAUAGCACGGGAUCUGGCCAAGAAUCAAUAGGUGAAUGGAAAACAUUGGCAGCUCCUCUGGACCACAUCAACCUUCAUGUCAGAGGAGGCUACAUCCUGCCUUGGCAAGAGCCUGCAAUGAACACUCACUACAGUCGACAAAAUUUUGUGGGAUUGACUGUUGCUUUGGACGAUAAGGGGAAGGCUGAAGGUCAGAUGUUUUGGGAUGAUGGACAAAGCAUGGACACAUAUGAAAAGGGAAAUUAUUUCUUGGCUAACUUUAUAGUAACACAGGACACCUUGAAAAUCCAGGUCAUACAUAAUCAGUAUCUGAGUAACUCAAAUCCACUGAAAGUUGGAUACAUUGGAAUCUGGGGUUUAAAUUCCUCUUAUGUGGCACAUGUUAGUCUUACCUACAACAACCAGCCAUUCACUGAAAACAAUUUCACAAGUGACCCCUACAAUCAGAAACUAACAAUUCAACUGACUGAAAAGAAUAUGAACUUAGAAGAGCUGACUGAGGUUAUUUGGGUAUAUGGAGAUCCUGCACUUCCCACACCAAUGACAACCAGUGUAUUUCCCACAACCUCUCACCCAUCUUCUACUAGCACUGAAAUAACUACACCUUUCCCUACAAGUCCUAUUACUGACAACACUAGUAGUUCUACUACUGUUAACUCCAGUGGUGUGAGUCCAUUCACAACCACAACCCCUGAACCAACUACUGAAGACACUACAACCAGCAUAUUUCCUGACAUAACUACACCUUUCCCUACAAGUCCUACUACUGCUAACACUAGUGAUGUCAUUCCAUUCACAACCACAACUCCUGAACCAACUACUGUUGACAAUACAACUAAUACCACAUUUCCUGACAUAACUACACCUUUCCCAACAAGUCCUACUACUGCUAACACGAGUGAUGUCAUUCCAUUCACAACUACAACUCCUGAACCAAGUACAACCAGCACCACAUUUCCUUUCAUAACUACACCUUUCCCUACAAGUCCUACUACAGUUAACACUAGUGAUGUGAUUCCAUUCACAACCACAACUCCUGAACCAACUAGUGUUGACAAUACAACCAGCACAUUUCCUGACAUAACUACACCUUUCCCUACAAGUCCUACUACUGCUAACACUAGUGAUGUCAUUCCUUUCACAACCACAACUCCUGAACCAAGUACAACCAGCACCACAUUUCCUGACAUAACUACACCUUUCCCUACAAGUCCUACUACUGCUAACGCUAGUGAUGUGAUUCCAUUCACAACCACAACCCCUGAACCAACUAGUGUUGACAAUACAACUAAUACCACAUUUCCUGACAUAACUACACCUUUCCCAACAAGUCCUACUACUGCUAACACUAGUGAUGUGAUUCCUUUCACAACCACAACUCCUGAAACAACCACUGUUGACAACACAACUAAUACCACAUUUCCUGCUAUAACUACAAAUUUCCCUACCAGUCGUCCCACUGCUGACACUAGUGAUGUAAUUAAUUUCACAACCACAACUACUGAAGAAAGUACUGUUGACAAUGCAACUAGUACUAUACUUCCUCCAACAAUUGCACCUUUCCUUAACAGUACUUCAAUUGUUAGCACUAGUACUGUGGUCCCUGUCACAGUGACAGCUAUUGAAACAAGUACUGUGGAUGCUGCAAACUCUACUGUGGUGCCAUGA
Molecule: messenger RNA, 6597 nt
Organism: Peromyscus maniculatus bairdii (prairie deer mouse)
Lineage: Eukaryota; Metazoa; Chordata; Mammalia; Rodentia; Cricetidae
Source: RefSeq, a predicted model, not a curated record